Cladophialophora yegresii CBS 114405 is the source of this 2085-nucleotide messenger RNA. RefSeq lists its product as uncharacterized. The record is from RefSeq and is a predicted model, not a curated record. Bases 1 to 2085 code for a protein of 694 amino acids. NCBI's taxonomy places the organism in Eukaryota, Fungi, Ascomycota, Eurotiomycetes, Chaetothyriales, Herpotrichiellaceae. The transcript is spliced from 2 exons.
AUGCCUGCGCCAGGCUAUGUCUUCCGUGAUGGCGGAGCCACACCACCAGCCGAAGAGAAUCCCGACUCGGAGUUUCGCCAGAGGAUCACGAAGGCCACAAACCCAGUCACUGUCGCGGCAAGUUCCAAUGCUCCGCUGGCUCAGAACACAACCACAAGUCAUGCGUUAGCAACAGGCGCCCAGGGCGACCAUGAGGUCGCAGGUGCUGUGCAGCGAGCCGGUAAGAAGGACACAACCAGCAAUCUAGGAUGGCAAGCCAACGGUGUGGACACAGAUACUUUGGUCGGCGGGCUUCCCAACGAGGAGCUGUGGACGCUACAAAUGUACCAUGUGAAAGCCAUACCCGAACAACCUCCCGGGGGACUGGAUCUCAACAUCGCAGAAGAGGAUGAGUUCUCUCCGGACAAGUUACGGUCAAACAUUGAGCGGCUUUAUAUGACUGUCAUCGUCGGAUUGAUUGCCUUUGGUAAACACAUUGCCAGAUUGAGGUCGUGGCGGGAACCACGCCGAACCGCUGCCUUUGCCGCCGUCUACUUCACUGCGUGGCUGUUCAAUUUCAUCGUGCCGACCUUGGUCACCAUGAUCAUCGUCCUCAUCACCGUCCCUCAGUCUCGAGAGUUCCUCUUUCCACCUGCACCUCUCGCUCUGGUCAGCCACAAGACGGGCGGUGUGCAGAAACCCAAGGCAGGAGUGUUAGGCAGUCAUGAUAGUGUCACUGGAGCGCCAGAGAAGCACAAGGGCGAGGCGGUCGAGCAAGAAGCAAGCAACCUGGUUUCCGGGAUUGCUUCGGUUGCCAUCUCCAGCGCUGCUGGUCGUCACGACCAAUCAAGCCCAGAUGAACAAGGUGGUAGCAAAACCCUUGAUAAGGGAAUGCCUGACCCGACCAAGAUAGCUACGGCCACGGCCGAUGCUUCCUCGGCAGCUCAAGGCAGUGAUGCAAACGCUGUACAUGACAAGACCAAGCAGCCUAUGGAAGAGGCUGUCUGGGGGCAGGUCCGUCCGGUGAUGCACGCCCUUGGGGAGGUUUCAGAUAUGUGGGAGCGUUUCGCCAACGCUUUGUCGCCUACACCGCCCUUCUCGCAGAAAAACCGCCUGCAACUCGGUGCCAUCUUUGUGCCCGUCCUGCUGAUCUCUCUUGUCACACCCGCACAAUGGGUCAUGAAGGGUACAACCUUCCUGGUCGGCUUCGGAUUCUUCUCGGACCCCUUGAUCAUGCGCGGCAUCCACUGGCUGAACGAGAAUAUCCCCGACUGGCCGAAAUACCUCGAGAUCCGGAACACCCUCCUCAGAGGAGUCCCCACCAAUGCUCAACUUACCAUCACGCUGCUGCGCAUUGGCGAGGCAAAUCGUGCUCCUCUACCGCCACCACCCAAGUCUCACGAGCCACCGGCAGACAAGCCGGCCGAAAUCGACAAGCAUGCCAUCACGGAAGGCGGCCUGGACGCCUCACAUGCUGAGAUUGAGGAUGUCAUCACGGUUGAUCAACCCACCGGUACUGAACCUCCUGAACCUCACGACGCGAAGAAGAAAGGCGGUUUCGGGGCUAAGAUCCUCGGCGCAUUCAAGUCCACCACAGCUGGAGCAGUUGAGACGAAACUCACUACCGACACUGUGAAGGCGACGCUGGGUUCGAAACACGCAGCAGAUAAACUGGGUGUCUUGCCCUCUCGGAAGGAACUGAGGAAGAAGCAGCGAGAGGGACCCAUCGAGUUCAAAGCGCGGUACAAGGGCCGCAAGGGCGCGGUCUACGUUGACAGCUCGGUCUCGCCGCCUAGUGGCAAGAGACCUGCCUCCCCGUGUGUAUACUUUACGACGCACCUCGACGGCGACGAAGUAGUGGAGAGUAUGCCUCGCGAUCCUGACUGGGCUAUCUCCAUAGCCGACAUUGCGGAAGUCAAGAAGAUUGGUGGGUUAGGAUGGAAGGGCAAGAUUGUGGUCGGAUGGGCGACGGACCGAGAAGUCAAAGACGGAAUUGAGAUUGUGUCCAAGGACGGUGCGAGGUAUCGUGCCAUGGCGAUGAAGGAGCGGGAUGAGCUGUUCAACCGUCUCGUGGCAAUGGGCCAGCAGAUUUGGGCUAGUUAUUAG